AUGUUUGAAUCUUCCAAACCUUAUUCGGCAGUGACCGUACAGAUCGAGGUCCUCACAAGUGAGCAAUAUGAAGUCGAAGACUCCAGCGGUAUCGUCGAUCUGGUGGAAGUAGUUCGCAUCCAGGCCACCGGUCCAACGGAAGCGAGCCGGGCUUUGCGCAAGAAGCUAAAAUACGGCAAUCUCCACCGACAACUGCGUGCGCUCACUAUCCUCGAUUUCUUGGUUCAGAAUGCCGGAGAACGCUUCUUGCGCGAUUUCGCCGAUGAAGCGCUUCUCGAACGACUCCGUAUCGCAGCUACCGACUCCGUCUCCGAUCCCCUCGUGAAACAGAAAUGCCAACAGAUUUUCGGACAAUGGGCCACAACAUUCAAAGAUACCCCAGGCAUGGCAAGAGUCACAGCGCUCUAUAAGCAAGUUCCAAAGCGGAAGCAACCUGCAACCCAAGCCAAAGCCAAAGUCUUGCGUGAGGGGUCAACCUCCAAUCGGAAUGAGCCUCCAAUGGGUCACGUUGUUUCUGUGUCUGCGGGUUCUGGGCCAUCCACCGUGUUGACCAGCCCGAAAGAGAAAUCCAAGUCGAGAAAAGGCAAGAAAGACAAGAAAUUCGGACUGAGCAGCAGCGAGAAAUUCGACAUGGAGAAAGAGCGCCCACAUAUCUUACAAACACUUGCCAAAUCUUCUGUGGCGAGUACCAACCUGCUGAACGCCCUGAAAUUGGUCAAUCGUGAGACGCACCGAGUGAGCGAGGAUGCGGAAUGCAUUCACCGAUUCGAUACUUGUAAGGACCUUCGUCACCUAAUUCUCCGUUACAUCCAAUGCAUCGAAACCGAGGAGUUCCUGGGGGGUCUCAUUCAUGCAAACGAUGAGCUGGUGGCCGCAUUGAUGGCCUUCGAGGUGCUGGACAAGAGCGUGGACUAUGACAGUGACAGUGAGGAUGAUAUAUUGGAGGGUAAUUGGAAGCAGAGACAUGCAUCUGGACUCCACGACGAGGAUGCGGUGAAUGAUGGCCUUGUUGGGCUUAACAUCAAUCCUCCUCAGCCGCCACGACCCUCUCGUCCUGACAGUCUACCUCUUGCAUCUUCAUCCCAACAUUCUCGUCAAAUAUUUGAGAGUGAGAGUGAGUCAGAGGAGGAGGAGGAUGAUGACAAUCCCUUUGGAGACCGAAAUGCUAUUAAGACGCCUGGUAUUGAGAAAACCGGAUACAGUUGGUAUGUCGUUUUCCUUUCCUCGCCUGGAACAUCAUUAACACAUAUACAGGAAAGAGGUUUGACGCAUGAUAUUGGGAUAUUGGGAUAUGGAAUUCACUGGUCGUACUGUCUUUGCGUCUUUUUGUUACUUUUGGCAUGUCCUUGA
This is a messenger RNA of Penicillium soppii, 1350 nucleotides long. Its product is annotated as LSB5 family protein. Bases 1 to 1350 code for a protein of 449 amino acids. The transcript is spliced from 3 exons. Gene Ontology annotation, cellular component: actin cortical patch. Gene Ontology annotation, biological process: endocytosis; actin filament organization; actin cortical patch localization. Gene Ontology annotation, molecular function: phosphatidylinositol binding; ubiquitin binding. Lineage: Eukaryota; Fungi; Ascomycota; Eurotiomycetes; Eurotiales; Aspergillaceae. The record is from RefSeq and is a predicted model, not a curated record.